CAGCAAAAUGAGAAGAAUCGAUAGCACCAAAGUCCGACAGGUAAAGUCAGAACAGCUUUUGAGAAUUGAAGACCAUGAUUUUGCCAUGAGGCCUGGAUUUGGAGGUAAGAAAAUUAAAUUUUAUAGUGUUUUUUUUAUAAACUUUACACCAUGCCUCCUUUCUGUAGACAAAUUACCUCUGAAUUACCUUUUUAGUGAUGCAAUGAGUAUAGUUAACUUGUCCGUACCUGCUAUAUCUUCCACAAUGCGGGUGUUUGAACAGUUAUUCAUUUCUCCCAUGGCCAUGUUUGCUAUGAUUCUACAUCUUACUGUAUUCCACAAAAAUAAACAUUUUCUACAAAUAUGAUUAAAAUUGCACUCUUAUUACCACUGUCAUGGUUAUGGUGCCAGCAUGCCCUUGGAGCCAUCCCCUAGUUCUGUGUCAAGUUGUUUUUGAGAGCCCCAUUGCCAGCCCCAUGCUCGGCAUAUUGCUAAUGCAGAAUUUAUUACCUCACUACCCUAUUAGCAAUAUUGACUAUACAUUAUUGACUUUACAUAUAUUGACUUUCACUAUGCAUUUUGUUGAGCCUAAAAAUGACACUAAUUUUUGAUGGGCAAAUUAUUGUUUACAAACAUAAAGUUCUUUUUCAAAAUUAUCUUUGUUUAAUAUUAUCAUAUUUUUCCUGGAAAUACAAAACACUAUCCAAAGUGUUAUAAAAAAUAUUCCUCAUUGGUUUAUAUAUCUGAACAUAUGAAAGAUUUCCUUCCUGUCUAGCUGAUAAGCAGCUGAUUCUUCUCUGAAUAUAUUUGAAUUGCAUUGCAGUUAACAAUAUCUGAUGCCUGCCCCGGUGAUCCAUUGGCGACCAGCAUAUUUUGCUAGGGCAAUCUUUUAUAUGAUUAUGACCUCUUAGUAUAGUAUAUCUGUAGUCUUUGAAGAUACGUUUUGUUCCAUGCAAGAUAGUUACAUGGGUCCUUAUCAGUUGUCGCCAUGUGUGUUUUCAAAAUCUAGAACUGGCCUCCAUCCUUUUAGAAUUUUAAAUACCAAGAUUUUCUUAAAGAUCUUCUGAAGAAACUUAUCUUCACUCAUCUUAAGAGUCAUCACUUUUUUCUAUCAGGUCAGUCUACCCCAUGUCAACUCACUUUGUAGGUUUGUUAUCUUUCAUCUCUUUUGAGGGUUUGUAGUCAUGUUAUUUGAUUACUGUCCUUUGCUGGAUCUCAGCUUUUUUUGGAUGUGUAGGGUGAGAGUAUGAUGCGUCGUUUUAAUUUCUGGAAUCCCCAGCGAUACUUUAUUUCUGGUCCAACUUCAAUGUAACAAUUUCAUUUUCUCCUUGCUGCUAGAGUUACACUUGAAAACUCAGAAUAUAUUGAACUUCGAUCAUUGAAUAUAUGUUCUUACUGCAAUGCAUUCAUCAUAUUACCUUAACAGCUGCAAUUUAGAAGUAACAUAAGUUAUUGUUAUAAUUAUUCAACUUGUAUUUUCUGCUUAGGGAAGUAUGAGAAUACUGUCUGAAUCAAUAUUUAUAUAUUGAGUGAAAAAGGUACAUAUCACUUGUUACUCUCAGUUGCACACGGUCCAAGGCUUCUUGAUUGAAGCCUCGAAUAUUGAGCAGGUGCAGAAUGAUCGAGCGCCGGCUGGCAGACUGUAGGGAUAUUCUAUUCAUUAACAAUUUAACCCCUUCAGGUUAGAUUGUGCCCUGGGACCUCCUCCAACCAUAACAACUUAAUUAUAAUACAGUUUUUAUGGAACCUAUUCCUAUUUGGAAUGAACCAAUCAAUUAACUACAGCAGGACUGUGUAGAGGUACCAAUGCCAAAUAAACAGGACAUUCCAUGCUGUCAUAGGGACUAGAAUGAAAAGACUGGAUAUUGGCAAAAUGUACCAUUUGGUCCAUAAUGGGUUAAACAAGCUUCAUUCUCCCAAAUGACUGUGAUCACUCAAUGGACCAAUUGUUUCAGGACAUUUCUAUGAGAAACCCUGUACAGAUCUCAAAAUUAAUUACAUUGGAAAUGCAUUAUAUGUAUGCACGUGAUUAAAUAUACAUAUACUAUAUAUAUACACUAACACUCACUAACAGAUACACACUAACAGACACACACUAACACACAUAUGUACAUAUACAUUAUAUACAGUAACUGGAUGAGACACAGUUCUGGAGGUACAACUCUGACAAUCUUUAUUAAAAACAGGCUUCUUUUAUGCACAGACCGCGCAGGGGUCUCCAUUCAUUCAGUACAAAUUCCUCAGUCCUAGGCUGGUGAGGGAUGGCUUACAGCAGAUAACCAUCUCCUACUUUGGGAGAUACCAACUGGACAAUAGUUACACACAUUAAAACAUAGUACAUACAGGGGGGGCACCACGCCCCGGGAAGGGGUCACACAUAUCAGACACAUAUCAUUGGAUAGCCCCGGGUCCCCUCUGGAAUGCCUGCAAAUAGCGGGGCUAUCAGAUGUACAGAGCCUGAGAAAUCAUUGUCUAAAGUCUGGUGCUCGAGGCUCUGUACAUCCCCAAAAUUAGUUCCAGGGAGUUGCGUGGUUUAGUCCGGUGAAUGCAAACUUCAUACCUAAACCAAGCAACAACCAAUCAGCUGAAAGGGCACGAACCAAAUCGCGCCAAUCACCACUCAGGGAGAAGAAGGGUUUCGCUGCCCAAUCAAUCGAAAGGGCACGAAACCCGUUUGGAAGGCGCUCCUUCUCUGAUUGGUUGCCUGCUUCCCACAGCAACCAAUCAGUACUCCCUCGCGUCGACCAAUCAGGGGAAUGGCACCAACCUAGUUUUAUGGGGAGCACCUUCUCCCAUUGGUCGGCACGGACCUCCAGGUGGCCAGCGGGGACUCUGCGGCUGUGAAGCUGACUCACAGCCCCAGAGUCCCUGCUAGGGCUCAUGCCUCUCCCCGGCGGCUGCCUCCACUGAGGCAGACCCCGGGGGAGCGCUCUUUGGCCAGCUACGAGCCUGGCCUCACAGUCCCCAGGUAGGGGAACAGUGAUUAUGGCUCCUUUAGGAGUAGGUUAGGGUGAUCCAGACAACCAGUACCCCAGAGAUAUCCCCACCAACAUCAGGGACCCGAACGCUUACCCAAAGGAAUGCUCCCCCUGGUGACCACCCAGGGGAGCGCUCAAUAAUUACUUCCCUUAAGGUUUCACACCUAUGUUGCAAGUGCGAACAUUCUGAUUAAUUGGUGGGAACAUUCUAAUGGGGCUCCGGAGCGCCCCCAACGGUCAAAAGGCAUAUUACACAGUUAAAAUAAAACUACAUGUGGAAACACACAUUUUGUAAUGGGGAAUCUACAAAUAUAGAAGAGAGCAAUUCAUGGACAGCCAGCAGUCCCACCACACACACACAAACUACCACUCACUAACAUACACUGACACUAACACACUUAUAAACAGACACACACUAACACACUUACUAACAGACACACAAUAACACUCACUAACAGACACACACUAACACUCACUAACAGAUCCCCACUAACACACUCACUAACAUACACAAACUAACACUCACUAACACACUCACUAAUAGACACACACUAACACAGUCACUAAGAGACACACACACACUCACACACACUAACACACACUAACAGACACACACACUAACACACUCACUAACAGACACACACACUAACAUUCACUAACAGACACACAAUAACAGACACACACUAACACACACAAUUAUGGCCCCUCUGAGGCUGGCAUCUGUUAUGUUUGUGCGCAGGUGGUUAGGGAGCACUCUGCCCUGAGCUCUCUCCUGCUGAGCUAUCUGAGCCCCGCAGUAAUGCUGGAGCCAGAAUAUGAUGUCACUCUGGCCCCGGCAUCACUAAAAGGCACGCAAGGUAUCUGAGCAGGAAGAUCAGAGCUCCCCCGCCGCCCGCCUCCAUCCUUAGCCCACACGCCAGCCGCUCAGCCCAGUGUGUGCCUGUUAGUGAGUAUUAGUGUGUGUUUGUUAGUGAGUGUGUUAUUGUGUGUGUUAGUGGGGGUCUGUUAGUGAGUGUUAGUGUGUGUCUUUUAGUGAGUGUGUUAGUGUGUGUCUGUUAGUGAGUUAUUGUGUGUCUGUUAGAGAGUGUGUUAGUGUGUGUCUGUUAGUGAGUGUUAGUGUGUGUCUGUUAGUGUGUGUCUGUUAGCGAGUAUUUGUGUGUGUCUGUUAGUGAAUGUGUUAGUGGGGAUCUGUUAGUGAGUGUUAGUGUGUUUAAGUUAGUGAGUGUGUUAGUUUGUGUCUGUUAGUGAGUGUUUGUGUGUGUCUGUUAGUGAGUGUUGGUGUGUUAGUGUGUGUGUGUCUGUUAGUGAGUGUUAGUAAGAGUGUUAUUGAGAGUGUGUGUGUGUCUGUUAGUGAGAGUGUGUGUUAGUGAGUGUGUGUCUGUCACUGAGAGUGUAUGUGUUAGUGAGAGUGUAUGUGUUAGUGAGUGUGUAUGUGUGCUUGACAGUGAGAGUGUAUAUGUGUUUGUCAGUGAGUGUGUGUGUCUGUCAGUGCAUGUGUAUCUGUCACUGAGAGUGUGUUUCUGUUUGUGUGUGUAUGUGAGUGUCAGUAUAUGUAUGUUUCAGCGUGUGUCAGUGUGUAUAUCCAUGUCUAUCAGUGGGUGUAUGCGUGUCUGUCACUGAGAGUGUGUGUCUGUCAGCUAGUGUAUUUGUGUCUGUCAGUGAAUGUGUAUUUGUCAGUGAGUAUCUGUCAGUGAGCAUAUGUGUGUGUCUGUGUAUAUCAAUCAAAUAAGGUGGGAGUGAAGAAUUGCUGGAGGAGAGAGUAAAGCACUGCUGGAGCUGAGAGCAAGAGACAGGUAUGUAAGGUAGAGGUUACUCUGGGAGGCCAUAAGCUGGGUUUUAAGGCACUUCUUAAAGGAUUGAAGACUAGGGGAGAGUCUGAUGGCGGUAGGCAGGUUAUUCCCUAGGAAGGUAGCCACCCGUGAGAAGUCCUGCAAGCGCGAGUUGGCCGUACGGAUGCGAGCAGCAGUCAGGAGGUGGUCACAGGCAGAGCGGAGGGAACGAGGAGGGGCAUACCUAUGGAUCUGUGAAGAGAUAUUAUGGACCAAAUGGUACAUUUUGCCAAUAUCCAGUCUUUUCAUUCUAGUCACUAUGACAGCAUGGAAUGUCCUGUUUAUUUAGCAUUGGUACCUCUAUACAGUUCCACUGUAGUUAAUUGAUUGGUUCAUUCCAAAUAGGAAUAGGUUCCAUAAAAACUUUUAUAAUUAAGUUGUUAUGGUUGGAGGAGGUCCCAGGGCACAAUCUAACCUGAAGGGGUUAAAUUGCUAAUUAAUAAAAUAUCCCUAUAGUCUGCCAGCCAGCGCCCGAUCAGUCUGCACCUGCUCAAUAUUUGAGGCUUCAAUCAAAAAGCCUCGGACCUUGUGCAACUGAGAGUAACAACUGAUAUGUACCUUUUUCAUGCCUAGGGCAGCACAAAACCAGAAUACACCACUGUCUAGGCGACUUAUGAAUGUAAAUAGUUGUUUCACUGGUUCCCUCAAUUGGACUAUGUAGGAAAUAUGAAUCAGUGUAUCCCUUCAAAUACAUGCUGAGAAGGUCAUAUGAGGAAAAAUAUAAGCAGAAUCUGCCUAAUGAUUUUUUUUUUCACCUGGCAGCUGUUUGCCAAAAUUUUUUAUUGAUAGCUUAGCUGGCAUGGGUUGUAAUAUUCCCCAAAAUUAAUAAAAUGCUUGAACCUGAGCACUAACAGUCAUUUUUAUGCAACCUCUACCUGUAUAAGUCUGUUCUUAUUGUUUUGUCUUUUUCCCAAUUGUACAGUGCUAUGGAAUAUGUUGGCACUUUAUAAAUGCCAGUAAUAAUAAUAAUGUAAUAAAAAUAUUACUUUAUUAAAAUGCCAUUACUUUGUCUUUCUCAGCCAACAUCAAAGGGUUCCUCCAAGUACCAUGACCAGGUCAGCGAUUUGAAGUGGUUAUGGUGACUGUAUGUUCAGCAUUUGGCUAUAAUGCUCAUAAGGAGAUUAACCCAAUUGUUGCUGGACGUGUAACUCCAUCUCUGGCAGCGUCAUUGGGACACCAUUAGCCAGCCUGGUACAGUAGAACUAGCUAAUGCCAGUUCUGUUCAUAUUGCACAUCUGACAUCAGUACGCACAGCAGGCUGGAGACAUGCAUCCAAUGGCAGCAUGGCCUCCCCUCUGUGACACCCUUCUCCUCAGCACAUCCUCAGCAAGGGCUGAGGAAAUAACUUACCUCUGGAACAGAGGUAAGUUUUAGCUUUCAUUUUUGUUUAGUUUUUUUUUAAAGAUGGGAGGGGGUAGGAUGGUAAGGAUUGCUCUAACCAAAAAUAGUGUUUUGUCAAACACUAUUUUUGGUUGGAUUAUCCCUUUAAACAAUCUAAUUUGUGUUAUAAUUCAUGUUGGCUGUGAUACAGUUGUAUUAGGCCACUUCGAAGAAUUGUGGCAUUUAUCAGCCGAAGUGUGAGAAAGAUCAUUUAACUAGAACUAAUUAUCUGUAGUUACAUUUCAUUACUUUUUAUUGAAACACAAAACCAAGGUGAGUAUACAGCAAGGAAUAUGUGAGAGAAUUGCAAAUAUAUAAUGGACAGCCCAACGCAUUUCUCUAUAUGUGCUGUUCAAAAGUAACUGAAGUAAAAUGCUGUGAAAUUCUUAUGUUCGUGGUGUGUGAUAAUGAAGAAAUAAUGUGAUUUCAAGCAGAGAUUUUUAAAAUAAAUUAUCUAAUACUAUCUUAUAGAAUAUAGGUUUCCUUUAAGAGUUUAAGGCUGCAUUUUGCUGCCUAUUCUAAAUGCAUUGCCCACCUUAAAUAUGUGGUGCAAUUUGGGCACCAGUUGUAGAGAAGGAUACUAUAGAACUAAAAAAAGUUUAAACAUUUGUAGAGCUUGGUUGGCAAACAGAACUUGUCAAGAAAGGGUAGAAAAACUGCAAUUAUUUUUUUUUUGGGAAAAAAGGCAUCUCACAUGGGAUAUGAUAACAUUAUACAACAAUAUACAGUGUCGGUACGAACCACUAUGUGCUAACCUGUUUAUUAGCAGGAAUAUACAACAGACAAGAGGUCAUACAUUGAGACUGGAAGAAAGCUGUUCUUUAUAGUGAGAACAAUAACGAUAUGGAUUUUUUUUUUUUUGUCCAAAGUCGUCGUAUCAGAUUCAGCAGGUAUUUAAAGAAAAGUUUAGAUUCAUUAUUUUUGGAAGAGCAGUACAUUAAAGUAUGGAACAGGUUGUAGAUCUGAGGAGAAAUCUGAUUGCCUUUAUGGAGUCAUUAUGAAGUCCUUUUUUUGGCAUAAUUGGCCAUCACAUCAAAUAGUUAUUUUUUUUGCCUUCUUUUGGAUCAUCAGAAUAAAAUUUGGAGUUUUAAAACUUGAACUUGAUGGACUUGAGUCUUUUGUUAACCCUUGAUUACUGUAAACUAUGUCCUUAAAGACCCAAUUCAUAACCCUUUAAAGGUCACAAUUAGGUUUGUGCUAUUAAGUAUCCACCUUAUUUUGCAUGUAAGGCUUUAUAAAUCCCUGUACUUGUUAACUGGGUGGGACAUUCCCCUUUGAUAAUGGAUAUAUUUCAAGGCUGGUUUGUGAUGAUGGAAUUAUUCUCACAAUGCUUUUUAAUGGGUUAAAGUUGUGGAAAAAAACGUGAUGAUAAAGAAAGUCUCUCACAGUUGUUUCCUUGGUGAUUUAAAACUGUGUUUAUAGUGAUCACUUAUAACUGUGUUUCUAUUUUUAAGGUUCAGCUAUACCUGUUGGCAUUGACGUGCAGAUAGAGAGUAUUGACAGCAUCUCAGAGGUUGACAUGGUAAGUUUGAUUGUGUGAUAAUUACAUUAAUCCUUUAACAAACUAUUGGGAAAUACAUGCAAUGAUUAAGAAUGCCUCGCUGCAUGUAACUAACUAAAACCUUCGUCUACACAACAAUUGUUUUUCAAAGUUUUUCUUCCUGAAACUAUUUUGAUGAUUAUUAAAGACCCCAUUAAAGUGAACGAAAAUAUAAUUUUAGAAUUUCAGAAUGACUGUAUCACAUGGGAAUUUUGAAACGAAGUUCUGUUGACUAUAACGUGUUUAAUUGCAUAAUGCUUUCACAUAUUUUUUGUUAUCAGUCGCAGUUUUAUGUGGAAGGAGGCAAGCAUAUCUAUGUCUCAAUGACAAGUCAAUCAUUUGCCACAAUUUUCUGUCCUGGAAGCAAAUUCUUAUGGAACAGACAAUUCUUUUUAAUGUAAUGUGACUCAAAACAAGAUGUGCCAUUCGCAAAUGUAACAACGGCAUCUCCACAGAUGUUCCAAUUGUAGUAGGUGUGCUGAACCGCAGUUCCAUGUUCUCUCAUGUUUUUGUCAUGUGUGCAGCAUAGCCAACAGGUAUUGAAGGGUGGACAUUGCCAUUUUCUAACAAGGCAGCCUUGAGGCUUAGAAAUUAUAAACCAAUAAAGAUACGUCAUUCUGUGGGUUAUGCUCACAACCCAAUACUUUGAGAAGUCCUUCAAUGUCAGUACAGAAAACAAGGUUGUAAACCUGUGCAAAGACAGUUGUUAAAUAAUUGUGGUGGCUUCACAUGGCAGAUAUUUUCAUACUCGGUGACAGCAAACACAACUUGAUUGAACACAGUACUUCUGCUGUUGACAAACCUAAAGCACCCCUACAUUACAAAAGCUAUUAUACCUUUUGUUUGUUGGAUCAUUAAUAAUUAUUAUACUUCUUCUAUCAAUGUUUAUGUGACAUUACGAUGAUUAUUGUAUCUGUUGUUCCCUCCAAGGAUUUCACGAUGACAUUAUACCUCAGGCAUUACUGGAAGGACGAGAGGCUCUCAUUCCAAAGUAAUAACAACAGAAGUAUGACAUUUGAUGGACGACUAAUAAAAAAGAUCUGGGUUCCGGAUGUGUUCUUUGUACAUUCAAAGAGAUCAUUCAUACACGAUACCACUAUGGAAAACAUCAUGCUGCGAGUGUACCCAGAUGGUAAUGUCUUAUUCAGUCUCAGGUAA
Molecule: messenger RNA, 8864 nt
Organism: Pelobates cultripes (western spadefoot toad)
Lineage: Eukaryota; Metazoa; Chordata; Amphibia; Anura; Pelobatidae
Source: the annotation of a GenBank genome assembly